CUCACUCCACAGCCACCCCGACUCUCUAGUACCCAACUCUCGUGGUAGCAUUCACUCUCUUUCCAAAACUCCACUGCUACUCUGACAAUCUCUUUCCCAAUCCCCGACUCUGAAGCCCUUGACCACGAAUCCACCGCCUCCGAGAUCUCUCUGGUACCCCUCUGAUUCUCCCCUAGUCGAGCGAGCUAGGCGCUGGGAAUAAAGUCGGCCGCCUAGGCGGCCUAGGCGGGGCUGGGCGGCUCUGGAAGGUCGGAGCCUAGGUGCUUUCUCCCUUUCUGGGUUCGAAAUCAAGAAGGAACGCCGCUCCUCGAUCAGUCGAUUCUCAGACUCUCAGUCUGGCAACCUCCGAGAAAGCAUAAAGCCUCCAAGGAGAACCCGCCUCCGCCUUAGAUCUCAUAUAUACGGCCUCGGAUUCAAAGCCUUCGGCGGCGGCCAAGUUGAAUAGUUUGUUGUUGCCACGGCUACCGCCAUUAAAUCCUCUCACGGAAGCUUGAGAUGCUUCCUGAGAACAUUAACAAAGAGGCCUGAGAUGCAAAGCAGCACCACCGGGUCUAAAGGCGAGUUGGGCCGGAUCAUCUGCCUCCUCUACGCCACCUACCACCCCAGAAAUCAAUACCUCCUCCACCUCGACCGCUUUGCUUCCCAGACUGACCGUGACCAGUUAGCCCUCAAGGUCCAAUUUGUUCCCAUUUUCAGAGCCGCCCAGAAUGUCCAUCUCAUCGGUAAAGCUGACUUUGUCUACCGAAAAGGGUCGUCUUCGAUCUCGUUCACUCUCCACGGCGCGUCGAUUCUGCUCCGGUUGUCAACCAAUUGGGACUGGUUCAUAAGCUUCACUGUUGAUGACUACCCACUUCUCAAACAAGACGAUCUUCUUCACAUUAUGUCAUUCAUGCCCAAAGAUCUGAACUUUGUGAAUCAUUCGAGUUACAUUGGCUGGAAAGAGUCGAAGAGAUUGAAACAGGUCAUUGUUGAUCUGGAGCUUUAUCUUUCUGAGAAAAAUGUGAUGUUCUAUGCGGUACAGAAAAGGGUGUUGCCUAAUGCUUACCGGUUGUUUACAGAUAUUGGAGUUUCUGAGAGAUGGUGACAAAUAUGUGGCAGAGUUGAUGGAUAUUGGGAAACAGUUUCUAGGGAGUUGCCUGCCACAAAGCUGGAAUACUGGACUGUUCAAAAGCAAAAGCAUGUGAAUUUGAUUCAUGAGAAAACUGGCAACUCAAGUGGAGAAGCUAUCCCAUCUGGUCUGCCAGGAGGUACCUGGAACUCUACUUUCUCUGAAACUCUCUGGCCUUGAGAUCAAUGAGUUCAAUUUCAUGUCAUGUAGAUGUUUUGUAUCUCUUACUUGAAGUUCGAAGGCAUAUAAACGAGUAAUGUAUACUCCUCUUUAUCAAACACGACCAUAUUCUGGUUUUUAUGGUCUGGUUUUACG
Rosa chinensis is the source of this 1423-nucleotide messenger RNA. RefSeq names its product beta-glucuronosyltransferase GlcAT14A. Gene Ontology annotation, cellular component: membrane. Lineage: Eukaryota; Viridiplantae; Streptophyta; Magnoliopsida; Rosales; Rosaceae. The record is from RefSeq and is a predicted model, not a curated record. Gene Ontology annotation, molecular function: glucuronosyltransferase activity. The transcript has 6 exons. The coding region runs from base 530 to 1084 and encodes 184 amino acids.